Molecule: messenger RNA, 2227 nt
Organism: Aphanomyces astaci
Lineage: Eukaryota; Oomycota; Saprolegniomycetes; Saprolegniales; Verrucalvaceae
Exons: 7
Coding region: 50-2161 (703 amino acids)
Biological process (GO): chromosome segregation; DNA topological change; DNA replication
Cellular component (GO): nucleolus; chromosome
Molecular function (GO): DNA binding; DNA topoisomerase type I (single strand cut, ATP-independent) activity
Source: RefSeq, a predicted model, not a curated record
UUUGCCGAGGAGCUGUGGACACGAAGGAACUCAUCACGUGGCUGCCGACAUGUCCGACUCCGACAGCGACCUUCAGCCUCUGCGUAAGAAGGUGAAGAAGACGUCCAAGGUGUCCAAGGUCCGCGCGGACGACGACUCGGACUUCGACGACGACCAACCACUCACGAAGCUCAAAGCGCCGAAAAAGAGCGCGAAAGUCGACAAGACAGCGUCCAAGCCUACCGCCGCGAAAAAGACGUCGCCAGUGAAGAAAGCGUCGGCAAAGAAGGUGUCCGCGAAGGAUUCCAAGACGAAGACAGCGGCAAAGAAGAAACCCGCCGUCAAAGUCAAGGCGGAAGCAGGCAGCGUGCGCAAGCUCAAGGUCCAAAGCAAGUCAGAGCGACUGGACAUGGCGAUCAAAGCGUACCGUUGGUGGAACGCCGAGGAACUGCCCGAGGGGAUUCAAUGGAGAAGCUUGGAGCACAACGGCGUGCUGUUCCCACCCUCGUACGAACCGCACGGCAUCCCUGUCCUGUACGACGGAGUCCCCGUGACGCUCACCCCCGAGCAGGAAGAAAUCGCGUCCUUCUUUGCGGCGAUGCCGGCGGACGGCCCACAACUGGGCAACCCCAAGACCGCGGCCAUGUUUACCAAGAACUUCUUUGCCGACUUCAAAGCAUCGCUGGGCAAGAACCACGUGAUCAAGGACAUCAAAAAGUGCAACUUUGAAAAGAUCCAAGCGCACUUGGCCGACCUCCGCGACGUGAAAAAAGACCGGACAAAGGAAGAAAAAGCCCCUGAAAAGAUCAAGAAGGACGAAGAGCUGUACCGCCACGGCUUUGCCAUCAUCGACGGCCAUUUGGAAAAGGUGGGCAAUUUUAGAAUAGAACCGCCGGGUUUGUUUCGAGGUCGCGGCGAACACCCCAAGACUGGCACGUUGAAGAAGGCGGUGCUGCCGGAAGAGGUGACGAUCAACGUGGGGAUGGAAGACCGCGUGCCGCCGUGUCUGACGCCUGGCCACGCAUGGAAAGAGGUGAUUCAUCGGGACACAGUGUCGUGGCUAGCGUACUGGAACGAAAAUGUCAUGGGCGGCAUCAAGUACGUGUGGCUGGCGGCGUCGUCGAGUUUCAAGGGCAAGGCCGACAUGGAAAAGUACGAAAAGGCGCGCCGACUCAAGAACUGCAUCGCCAAGAUCCGCAAAGACUACACGGACGGGUUGACAGCCAAAGACAUGUUUACGCGGCAACGCUCCACGGCCAUGUGGGUGAUCGACGUGCUGGCACUGCGCGUGGGCAACGAAAAAGGCGAAGAUGAAGCCGACACGGUCGGCUGCUGCUCCCUUCGCGUCGAGCACGCGUCGUUCAGCGCGACCAACUGCGAGCUCACGCUGUCGUUUCUUGGCAAAGACUCGAUGCCGUACAACAACACGAUUCAGUUGGCCGUAUAUGGCACCGUGGGCGAGCAAGUGUUUAACAAUCUAAAGAGCUUUUGCGCCAAGAAGGAGCCACAUCAGGACAUUUUUCACGAACUGAGCGUCACCGAGCUCAACAAGCACCUGAGCUCGCUCAUGCCGGGGCUGUCGGCCAAAGUGUUUCGUACAUUCAACGCAUCUGUGACCCUCGAGAAGGAGCUGCCGCGUGUGCUGCCGGGCGACGACGUCGCUGUCAAGAUCGUCUCGUACAACGACGCGAAUCGAAAGGUGGCUAUUCUGUGCAAUCAUCAACGGUCAGUGCCCAAGGGAUUUGGGUCGACGGUGGACAAGAUGAACGCAACGUUGAGUCAGCUGAACGACCAACUGAACGAGCUCCAAGCCAUGCGCGUAGCCGUCAAGAAGAACAAGCCCAAGGCGAUUCAGCUGCGGCAGGACGACGCCGACGACGCCGACGACGCGGACGCCAAGAAGGCGCAGCUGCAUCGAUUCACCAAAGUCCCUACAGUUGAACAAGUGGACAAGAAGAUCGAUAGCUGGAUGAAAAAGGUCAAGGCGCUGGACUUGCGGCUCAAGGACAAGAACGACAACAAGGAAGUGGCGCUGGGAACGUCCAAGAUCAAUUACAUGGACCCGCGCAUCACGGUGGCUUGGGCCAAGCGCAACGAAGUGCCCAUCUCAGCCGUGUUUCCCAAAGCGCUGCGGGAAAAGUUUGUGUGGUCGAUGGACGUCGACUCGAAUUGGUCGUUUUAGGUAUAUAAUAACGUUACCAUCAGAAUGAAUCAUCGCAUUUGUUUUUUCAAAUGCAAACGACACAUA